Messenger RNA from Chelmon rostratus (copperband butterflyfish), 2086 nucleotides. It is a transcript of the gene ifrd1, whose product is annotated as interferon-related developmental regulator 1. Gene Ontology annotation, cellular component: nucleus. The record is from RefSeq and is a predicted model, not a curated record. Lineage: Eukaryota; Metazoa; Chordata; Actinopteri; Chaetodontiformes; Chaetodontidae. The transcript is spliced from 12 exons. Bases 169 to 1455 code for a protein of 428 amino acids.
UAUGAGGGAAAAUGUAUCGUCUCGGCCAACAGACUAUCUCCAAGAUCGCUUUCAAUUCCUUUUUAUCUACUGUGCCACGGGAAUAUUUUCAUUUUACGAGACAAUACAAUAAAAGCUGGUCGUGUAUUGGCUGAUUUUUGAUCAAAUUGUACAUUUGCUUGCACGAAAAUGCCAAGGACCAAGAAGAAGAACAGCAGGGGAGGGCAGCAUGGACAUGUGCAGCCUUUCAGUGAUGAGGAUGCCUCCAUUGAGACCCUCAGUCAUUGCAGCAGCUUCAGUGACACCACCAGUGUAGCAGAUGAAGGUGGAGAGGCCAGCGAGGACGCAGCCCAGGAGGAUUUCCAGUACAAGCUGAAGGGGUUCAUAGACAGCACUGUGGAUAAGAGUGCUAAGACCAGACAAGGGGCACUGGAUGGGCUUAAGACGGCUAUGGCCACACGUAUCCUGUAUGAGUUCAUCUCUGAGAGAAGGAUGACCAUCACAGACAGCAUCGAACGCUGCCUAAAGAAAGGCAAAGGUGAGGAGCAGCGAGCCGCGGCUUCUUUAGCCUGCCUGCUGUGUAUCCAGCUGGGCUCAGGCAUUGAAAGCGAGGAGGUGUUCAAGACCCUGAAACCCAUCUUCAAAAACAUCCUGGCAGAUGGAUCAGCCAACAUACAAGCUAGACAGGCAGUGGCGACAAGCCUGGGCCUCUGUACUUUAGUUGCGGAGGAUGACAUUUUGGACGUGCAUGCUACCAUGGAGUGCUUUGAGAACCUGUUUACCCGGUCCUAUGCUAGGGUGGAUGGUACUUGCCCUUUGAUCAACCCCCAGACAAGCCAGCUCCACACCAACGCCCUGCUGUCCUGGGCACUGCUGCUCACCAUCUGCACUGCCAGCCAGGUCAAAGACAUCUUGCGCAAACACCUGCCUAAACUGCCAACGUUGCUGGAAAGUGAGGAUGUCAACAUGAGAAUUGCUGUAGGGGAGACCAUUGCCCUGCUCUUUGAGCUGGCCAGAGACAUGGACUCUGAGUUUGAGUUUCAGGACUGGGAUGAGCUGUGUGACAAGCUGAACGCAUUGGCAACUGACUGUAACAAGCACAGAGCAAAGACAGACAAAAGGAAGCAGCGGUCUGUGUUCAGGGACGUUCUCAAGGCUGUUGAGGAGGGUGACUUCCAGACUGAGACCAUUCGCUUUGGGACAGAGCGCAUGACCAUUGACAGCUGGGUCAGAAAGAGGACAUAUGAUGCCUUCAGAGAGUUUGUGGGCUCUGGGAUGAACUACCACCUACAGGGUAACGAAUUCAUCAGAGACGUGUUUGAACUGGGACCACCAAUGUUGGUUGAUUCAGCCACAAUGAAGGCCAUGAAAAUCUCUCGCUUUGAAAGACAUCUCCACAACUCUGCUGCAUUCAAGGCUCGGACCAAGGCCAGGAGCAAGUUCAGGGACAAGAGGGUUGACGUGGGAGAGUUUUAGCUUUUUUUUUCCUUCUUUGUUUUUUUUUUUUUUUUUUUUCUUUUGGACUAAUAACCUAUUUAUCGGGCACCCCUGCUUUUUAGAUGAAUUGUCACGACUUCGUGUUCACGUGAUCCUCCCCCGAAAUCUCUCGAGUAUCAAAUGGCACGCACCCUCUGCAGACUUGAAAGGAGGCUUUAUUGCAGAUGCUUUGCUCUGUAGUGGACAGAACUUCCUGUUUAUUGCCACCUCUCAAACCUACAGGAGGCGAGUGUUUGAUUCUCAAACAGAUUUUGUGUAGUGUGUAACUUAAAUAUUAAUACCCAUGAACAGUGGUGUUGUACAUAUACUGUAUAUUUGUUUUCUCCUCUUGUUCGUUAUGUGGCCUUUUUAAAAAAAAAUAAGAAAAAAGAUUAUAUGUAUUAUAAGUUAUCCAGCAUUUGUCUUUGCACCAUGUAGUCCUAUUUAGUUUAGAGCAAUGUCAAGACACAUGUGACUGUUCUAACCCCUUAAUGGAUUUGUGUGGAGUUGCACUACCUUGUUAACCCGUAGCAGGUUAUUUCUGAAGAACCUUGGUGAAUAUUGUAGCGUCUUUUUAGUAUUGGUUAUGUAAUCUAAAGGGCAAGGAUGGUGAAAUAAACACUGAAAAGCU